Molecule: messenger RNA, 1311 nt
Organism: Alternaria arborescens
Lineage: Eukaryota; Fungi; Ascomycota; Dothideomycetes; Pleosporales; Pleosporaceae
Product: Eukaryotic translation initiation factor 3 subunit E
Exons: 3
Coding region: 1-1311 (436 amino acids)
Biological process (GO): translational initiation
Cellular component (GO): nucleus; cytoplasm; eukaryotic translation initiation factor 3 complex
Molecular function (GO): translation initiation factor activity
Source: RefSeq, a predicted model, not a curated record
AUGGCCGACUCAGCGGCAAAUGGCGCCAACGUCGCCGAACAGUACUCGCUCCUCCCCAAGCUUAUGCCCAACCUCGACCGUCAUCUCGUCUACCCGCUCCUCAACUUCUCCAGCGAUGAAGAAGCCGACCAGACCGUCGAGCAGAAGAAGCUCCUCCUCGAACUCCUCAAGCCCACCAACAUGACGGAUUUCGUUGGACAGCUGCACCAGGAAGUCCACGGCCUCGACGACAUGUCCGACGAGUUCAAGACCAAGCGCGACGAGGUCCUGAAGAAGCGCGACCAGCUCGACGAGGCGACCAGCAAGAUCAGCGGCCUGCUCGACGACGAGAACGUCGUCACAAACCUGAGGAGUGACAAGCAGCAAAACUUGGCAUACCUGAAGGAGAGCCAUGGUGUUGACAUGGACAUGGUCAACCAGUUGCUCGAGUUUGGCCAGUUCCAGUACUCGUGCGGUGUAUACCCCCACGCCGCUGAGCUGCUCUACCGAUUCAGGGUUCUGACCACAGACGGCGACAAGGAGCGCGAAGCCACCUGGGGCAAGCUCGCCUGCGAAAUCCUCUCCGUAAACUGGGACUCGGCCAUGGAGGAGAUCAACAAGCUCAAGGAGAUCAUCGACACACGCCUCUUCAACAACCCUCUCGCACAGCUGCAGCACCGCACCUGGUUGAUCCACUGGUCGCUUUUCCCCCUCUUCAACCACGAAGCCUCGCGCGAAACCCUCACCGACAUGUUCUUUUCCCCCGCAUACAUCAACACCAUCCAGACAAACUGCCCCUGGAUUCUGCGUUAUCUCUCUGCUGCCGUAAUUACCGGCCGCAACCGUGGCCGCAACUCGAACCAGUACCAGAAGCAGCUCAAGGAUUUGAUCAGGAUUGUACGACAGGAGGGUUACGAAUACAGUGACCCCGUCACCGACUUCAUCAAGGCCCUGUACAUCGACUUUGACUUCGAGGAGGCGCAGAAGAAACUCAGCGAGACUGAGGAGAUUCUGAAGAACGAUUUCUUCUUGUUGGGUGCGGCGGAACAGUUCGUAGAUGCGGCGAGACAUCUCAUCUCAGAGAGCUACUGCAAGAUCCACCAGAGGAUCGACAUCAAGGACCUCUCGACUCGUCUCGGUCUUUCACAAGACGAGGGUGAGAAGUGGAUUGUCAACCUUAUCCGGGACACUCGUGUAGAUGCAAAGAUCGAUUACCAGGCCGGCACGGUCGUCAUGAACCACCCACCACAGUCCGUCUACCAGCAAGUCAUCGAGAGGACAAAGGGAGGCUUCUUCAGGACACAGGUUCUUAGCGCGGCUGUUGCGAAAUGA